This is a messenger RNA of Pocillopora verrucosa, 1069 nucleotides long. Its product is annotated as mitochondrial pyruvate carrier 2. Gene Ontology annotation, biological process: pyruvate import into mitochondria. The record is from RefSeq and is a predicted model, not a curated record. Gene Ontology annotation, molecular function: pyruvate transmembrane transporter activity. Lineage: Eukaryota; Metazoa; Cnidaria; Anthozoa; Scleractinia; Pocilloporidae. Gene Ontology annotation, cellular component: mitochondrial inner membrane.
GUUGUGGUUAUCUAAUCCCUACUAAUCUCCUUCGAAGUACAUUCUCUUAGUGAAGAAAUGAGUGCUGCUAAAGUUGUUUGGGGUCGUUUUCUUGGACAGAUCGAGGCGGUAUUACCUCGUAAGCUUGUUCCAUUUUGGAAAGCUCCUGCCGGGCCACAAACUAUCUUUUUCUGGGCACCAGCUUUUAAAUGGGGUCUUGUAUUUGCUGGUAUUGCUGAUCUUGCAAGACCAGCUGAUAAACUCAGUCCAUCACAGUCAACAGCUUUGGCAGCUACUGGAUUGAUAUGGGCAAGGUACUCGUUGGUAAUCAUCCCCAAAAACUGGUUGCUCUUUAGUGUCAACAUUGGUCUUGGAAUCACAGGAAUAAAUCAGCUUUGUAGAAUAGCAUAUUACAGGUAUACUCUUGAGAAAUCAAAAGAAUCAAGUGAAAUCCAAGCAAGUGUGGAACAUAAAGCAAACUGAGGUCAUGGUGGAUUGGAAUAAGGACAUUGUAGAUAUUGAAUUUACUUAAUCUGAGCCUCACUUUGGGAGUUAACCUGGAAAAAAAUUAUUUUUUCAUUUUGGUUGGUCAGUUUUUGUCGUCAGUCUACACAUCAGAUCACUAUUUUACCCUUUAAUUUUUAGUGUAAUUCAUUUCUAAUCCAACUGGUAAUAACUCAUAGGGAAAAUCAGGUUUUAUCUAUAUAUAUUUAGAUAUGCUACUGCUCAAGCAGCCUGUAAUUAAAUUAUUCAAUGAAAAUAUUUAGCAUUUUUGGUCAUUCAAAUUUUGUGUAGAUCAGGUAGUUGCAAUGGGGUAGCUGUGCCUGAAUUGUAAAAUAUUAAUAGACAUGAAAAUGGGCAGCAACUGUGGAUUUUUCUAAUUUGGAGUUAGUAAGACAAGUAAUAGGUAUUAAAUUAAUUGUUUCUCAUGUGUAUCAUUAGUAUUUAAAAUUAGCAAGUGUCUUUUAAGGAUGGUAUAUUUAUACAUAUGGUUUUAGUAUCUCACAAGGCAUAGAAUAAUACAUGCAGGUGUUGUAAUGGUGAAUUAAAUGUAAAUUGUGUAUUAAAAAUAAAGGUUUUGUUUACAUCA